This is a messenger RNA of Suillus subaureus, 2585 nucleotides long. RefSeq lists its product as uncharacterized. The transcript has 10 exons. Gene Ontology annotation, cellular component: mitochondrion. Gene Ontology annotation, biological process: malate metabolic process; pyruvate metabolic process. Bases 423 to 2105 code for a protein of 560 amino acids. The record is from RefSeq and is a predicted model, not a curated record. Gene Ontology annotation, molecular function: NAD binding; malate dehydrogenase (decarboxylating) (NAD+) activity. Lineage: Eukaryota; Fungi; Basidiomycota; Agaricomycetes; Boletales; Suillaceae.
UUGUACACCAAUCCUUCACGGUCACGGAAAUAAUACCGCUCACUGUCGGCGUCAUAACCAAUUCGCUUUAUGCCUUCUGGAAGCCUGUAAUCAUCCUAAAAAAUACUGGGUUAGCUUGUCGAGGACAAAGUCGAAAGUAAGGUAGUACUUCGUCAUACUGCGUCCAGCGCCCCAUAGUGUUCGUGGCACGCAAAAGGCCAACCAGUGGAUAAGUUCUGUUUUCACAAAACAAAGAACCCUUCACAAUUAGGAUUGAAAUGGAGACUGAAGCUGAAGAUGUUUCAGCGCCUUCACAAGCAAUAUAAUGCCGCGGAGAAAGCCGAAUAACCGUCACUGCCACUGUAUGGCGUGGCUAGCGCCCGCUAGGGGGUGUGGAGCUCUAACUCAGCACUACGCAAAAGUUGGCCAAGACGGUAUUUCCAAUGUACUCAGAACUCAUAUUCAAAGUUGCCUUACGUGGUGAGACAUUGCUCACUUCACCUCGUUGGAACAAAGGGACAGCCUUCACAAAAGAGGAGCGUAAUGAUUUUGGUCUAACGGGGAGACUCCCUUCUCGCAUCAACACCAUCGAAGAACAAUGCGAUAGAGCCUAUGAUCAGCUGCAUUCUCGUGACACUCCAAUACAAAGGAACUCAUUCUUGCAGAGCCUCAAAGAACAAAACUGGGUCCUUUACUAUUCCUUGCUAUCCAGGCAUCUCAAGGAGUUGACUUCUAUUAUAUACACGCCUACCGAAGCAGAAGCGAUUGAAAACUACUCUCAUCUUUUUCGUCGCAGCGAGGGGUUAUUUCUCACAUUCCCAGACCAAGACUCCAUGGAGGAAGAUUUCCUGGAACAAACCCGCGGCAAAGAUAUCGAGUUGAUAGUCUGCACGGAUGCAGAGGCCAUCCUAGGCAUCGGCGACCAAGGCGUUGGAAUAUCAUCUGCCAAAUCUGCGAUAUAUACGUUAUUGGGUGGGAUUAACCCGGCGAAAGCGUUCAGUGUGACCCUUGAUGUCGGCACUGACAAUGAAAGGCUCUUGAGCGAUCAGCUUUAUGUUGGAUGGCCUUCGAGAAGGGUCCGGGGUGAUGAGUACGAUAAAUUCAUCGACAAGUUUGUCCAGUUGAUCCGCAAACAUCAUCCACACUGCCUGCUGCACUUCGAAGACUUUGGAGUUACCAAUGCUCAGCGACUUCUUGAGCUGUACCGGAAUGAACAUUCUGUUUUCAAUGACGAUAUCCAAGGAACUGGCGCGGUUACACUGGCCGCCUUGAUGGCUGCCAUUGGGGUGACCAAGUCGAAGCUGGCGGAUCAACGCUAUGUCAUCUUCGGAGCGGGUUCUGCGGGCCUUGGUAUUGCAAAACAGACUGGCGUGUCUCGUGAGGAAGCCAACAAGAAGUUCUACCUUGUUGAUCGAUUUGGUCUCAUCAAGCAGUCUCUUGGCCCUAACAAGAUACGUCCUGCACUACAAGAGUUUGUGCGACCUGAUCAAGAGUGGAGCGAUAUUCCGACUAAUGACGCAGGAGAGGUUGAGCUUCUGGAGGUCGUCAGGAAAGUACGGCCGACAGUUUUAAUAGGAUGUUCGACGAAAGGUGGCGCUUUCACCGAGCGCGUCGUGAGGGCGAUGAAGGAAGGUUGCAAGAGACCUAUCAUUUUCCCCCUCAGCAACCCUAGCAACCUGGUGGAAGUUGAUCCGAAGGACGCGAAUGAUUGGACAGAAGGGAUGGCCCUGCUCGCCACGGGCAGCCCGUUCCCACCAGCUAAGAUGCCGAACGGCAAAGAUUAUGUCAUCGCUGAAUGCAACAAUGCUCUUAUCUAUCCUGGACUUGGAUUUGGUUCCAUGCUGUCGCAAUCCAGGCAAAUGACCGACGGAAUGAUAAUUGCAGGCGCACAACGUCUUGCUGCUCUCUCUCCUGCACUCAAAGAUCCAGACAGCGGCUUGUUACCCGACUUUCAAGAUGCUCCGGCAGCCAAUCUCGAGGUUGCAAUAGCAGUAGCACAACAGGCUUUUGAUGAAGGCAUCCAGGGAGUUAGCUGGGGCAGAGAAGAGGUGAGAACCAAGGCAGAAGACAAGCAGUGGAAGCCAGCGUAUGGCAGGUAUGAGUAUGAUGAGCAGGGUGCGAAGUAGCCAUGGUCUGUUUCGCAACUUCGAGAAGCAAAAUGUCUAAUUGAAAUUCCGCUGCAAAGAAGAAAUUCAGCACCUUGGAUCUGAGAUACCUGCGUGGCCCACCGCGAUAUUGUUAUGUAAUUCUUCAUCGAUAUCAAGCCAGCAGGUCUGAUUCUGCUCGAGGUUCGUAGAAGUACCUCCAAAAUUUGUCACGGUUUCGCGUCUGUCACAAAUGUGACUAGACGCGUCUUGGUCCAAGAUCAAGCUCGAUAUUUUUUCCCUCACCAAGAUGUCCUUUUCUAAUCUUUUUGGGUCGUUCGCUAUGGACAGUGACGAGAAGAAAUCAGAGCACGUCACGAAGAAGAUCAAAAUUACCGCCAAUAAUGGAUGGGAGCACGUCUUUGCAAGAGGUGGAAUUAAAACGCGCUUUACAAAAACUACCACCGCAGAUGCGACAGAAUUCCUGAAGAACUAUCGUCCCCGAGCACAAAAAUAGAGUCU